Messenger RNA from Wallemia ichthyophaga EXF-994, 1386 nucleotides. RefSeq lists its product as uncharacterized. Gene Ontology annotation, molecular function: DNA helicase activity. The record is from RefSeq and is a predicted model, not a curated record. Gene Ontology annotation, biological process: telomere maintenance; DNA repair. NCBI's taxonomy places the organism in Eukaryota, Fungi, Basidiomycota, Wallemiomycetes, Wallemiales, Wallemiaceae. The coding region runs from base 1 to 1386 and encodes 461 amino acids. The transcript is spliced from 3 exons.
AUGGCAGCAUCUCCAGCUUCUUCUGCAGCACCAACUGCACCUGCAGCCCCACGGUCUUCUUCGAAGCGCAAAAGCAGCGUUUUAGACCAGCCCUCUUAUGACCUCAAAAGCGCGUCUUACUUUCCCCCUCUCUCUCCCGCCCAGCAAGCCAGUCUAAAUGCAAUCCUCCAAGGCAAAUCAGUCUUCCUCACUGGCGCUGCCGGUAGUGGUAAGAGUUAUCUGCUCACAUGCGCCAUCGACGCCUUACGCGCCCUUCAUGGCCGAGGGAAAGUAGCCGUAACGGCAACGACUGGUGUGGCAGCUACCCAAUUAUCGGGCACUACAACACACAGCUGGUCCGGCAUCACCAACUCGAGUCUUUCAGUCGCCGGUCUCGUCGUCAGCAUCAAGAUGGACAAGGCGAAACUGGCCAAGUGGACGGCUACGCGCGUGCUCGUAGUGGACGAGGUGAGCAUGCUCGAUGGACUAUUCCUCGACAAGCUCAACCAAGUUGCCAAGCGGGUGCGCAGACGUGACGAGCCAUUUGGCGGUAUACAGUUGGUGUUGUGUGGCGACUUCUACCAGCUGCCGCCAGUGGCUGCUGGGAACAGCCGGCGUAUUUUCGCUUUCGAGGGCAAGGCGUGGCAUGAGUGCGGUCUUAUCACCCUCUCUCUCCCAUCCUCCUUCAGACAGGCGGGCGACGAGGCGUUUCAGAAUAUUCUCAUCGAGGCUCGUACUGGCAAGCUGAGCGAUGCGAGUGUACUGGCGCUGUAUGCCGUUCAGAGAAAACCUCCUGCUAGAAAACCCCUUCAGCCGCUGCAGGUGUUCGCUAGGAGGGCGCACGUCGACGCCGCUAACCGCAGACAGCUCAAUAAUCUCAACAAACCAAUACAUUACUUCAGCGCAAAAGACAAGCUAGUGAAACAGGGUGCAGUCAGGAAUGUAAAAAUGGCACUCAACGCGGCUAUGCCUAUUCCAGAACAAGUCGAAUUGGCAGCAGGUGCGCAAGUCAUGCUCGUCAAGAACCUAGACACAGGUAGGGGAUUAGUAAAUGGCGCAGUCGGGGUGGCUGUGUCGGUGGGUACAUACACCAAGCUCAGCGAGGAGAAAGAAGACAAUGAGAAUGAGAAUGGAGAUGGAGAUGGAAAUGAAUGGAUGAUAAUCCCUUCACUCACGUCCUCCAGAGGGCGCAAAGUGGUGUACAAACCGAUGAGCGAUUCCACACAAACCAAACAAGGCAAACAAGGUAAAGUAGGCGUGCUGGUGCAAUUCAAUAACGGAUUGCGCGGGCUAGUCGAGUCCGUGAAGCAGGAGAUGGAGGAUGACGUCGGCGAUACACUCGCUACUCGCUUUCAAAUCCCACUCGUAUUGGCUUGGGCGACGACCAUACACAAAUCGCAGGGGUAA